AAACUGUAAUUAUUCAGGAUUGGCAAUACUUGCCCUGGUACAGAAUGUAUUAAUGAGUUAAGAAUAUAUGCAAAGUUUUAUAUAUAGAAAACUAUUCCUGGAUAGUUUUCUUUAAGUAGUAUUUCUUGAUGUUACUUUUAUUUUCCAUUUUAGCUGGACAAUAUACAUUCAAUUUCCUACAAUAAUUUUUUUUACAAAGAUUUAGGCUUAUCUAUCACUGACUAAAAUAUUAGCAAUGAAAAAUAUGACAUGCUUUAACAUAUGGGCAUUUAAUUCAGUCAUCACCAAUCAACAAUUAAAUCAGCCAUUAAAUCAAAAGGGUUAUACGAGGGUGACUCAGUUGGUUAAGUGGCCAACUUCAGCUCAAGUCAUGAUCUCGAUGUCUGUGAGUUUGAGCCCUGUGUCAGGUUCUGUGCUGACAGUUCAGAGCCUGGAGCCUGCUUCUGAUUCUUUGUCUCCCUUUCUGGCCCCUCCCCCACUGGUGCUCUGUCUCUAUCCAUCUCUCGAAAAUAAAUAUUAAGAAAAUUUUUAAGAAGGGUUAGAUGAUAGGAAAGUCAAAGACAGUCACUUCAACAACCUUCCAGGCAGGUAAAAGACAAGGAAGGAGACGUUCACAAAUGACUAGGCCAUAGGAAGCAGAAAUUAUGACUGGUUAAAGGCUUUACUUUUGAGGUGGAAAUGCAAUUGAACAGAGGAUCAAACUAUCCAAUGCAAUCAUGUAAGUAAUGUCAAUGGUAAGUAAUCUCAUAGAAAUGAAAUCCAGGCUGUGAAGACGACCUCAAGAAAAAGGAAAUAGACCAGACAGUAGGGAGAUUUAAACAACAGGCUCUCACUUCUGUUAGUUAUGAAUAAGCAAAAUGUUACAUAUUGGUGUCCUCUAGUUGUGGGGGUCAGAAUUCGCAUGCUUCUUUCUCCCCAACUCCUCACCCAGUAUCCUGCCCCCAUUCCAGAAAUAGACAUAUUAAUGAAUCAAUCUCAUUCUCGUUCUGUUAAUGGAGCUGCCUUUGAAUCAUACAGGAUACUAUUCACACUUUAUUCAGGGUGGAGUCUAAUUUUUUCUCUACAUUUUCCUUCAGGAAAUAAUCAUGGGUGCCCAAAAGACUGGCUGCUGAACCAAGGGAAAUGCUACAGGUUUUCAAUGCCUUCCAAAACUUGGAAUGAGAGUCAACAUGAUUGUGCAUACCUACAGGCACAUUUACCGGUGAUCCAAAGUUUGAAAGAGCUGGAGUUCAUACAGAAGAGUUUAAAACCUGGAAAUCCUGCUUGGAUUGGACUAUAUAUUGCAUCCCCAGGAAAACAAUGGAUGUGGAUAAAUAAACACCUUUUUGUGGAAGAAAACAAUUUUCUCAUGAUUGGACCAACGGAUCACACAAGCUGUGCUGUCACAACAAGAAAUCAGGUGUAUUCUGAAGACUGUAACUCCAACUUUAAUGGCAUUUGCCAAAGAGACGCAGUCUGAACAACAAAAAAAAAACUGUGCAUUUAAACAAAGAUUUGAAGCAAAUGCAUAUGGAUAAUAGUGCCUAUCUUUUUUUUUUUUUUAGCAGAAUGCAAAUUUGUUUCCUUUCUAUACUACUAAAAAAAAAAAUUCGACUGAGGAAAUUUAAAGAUAUAAUUGGCAUUAUUCAAUGAUUCAUGAACUGGGUAGCAUCCCAGCAAGUAAAAAAAGAGCUCCAAUGAGCUACAGAGAAGAAAAGGUUUUUUAAAGGCAGACAGGGGUGACAGAAGGAAAUCAGAAACAAUAAAAAGAUUAUUUGGGGCAAGGUCCCCUUUCUUUGGGGCAUGAAAAUGGGCCAUCAGGUGGAUUGACUUAUUAGGGUUGACCAGAACAUUCUUGACUGACCAGUUAAGAUUGUAUUCUUGGGGAGAUCAAAACUGCAGUUAGAUUAGGUAUUAAGUUUUGGUUUCAUGACAGGUGCUUAGCAUGAAUGACUCCAUUUUGGGCCUGUUGUCUCUAUUUUCACAGUACAAACAUAAAAUUUUCAAAUAUUCCAUAUAGAAAUAAUACUUCAAAAUAAGGAAAUAUAACUUAUUUUUAAACAAGAAAACACUCUUUCCUAUUGUUUCAAUGUCUAAAAAGAUAAUUAAAUUUCAACUUGUAAUCCUGCCUUAUUCGUUGUCUGUGUCCUAUUGGGUUUGAAAUCCUGAGCAUUUGGUGAAGAAAUAGCCUAAGCAGACAGAUAUACCGUUUUUUUUUCUUCAUGGUGGGCCUUUUCCCCAAGGUUGUUUUUCAAUUUUUAUCAAAAAGAAAUCAAACUUUCAACUGGUGAUAAAGUACUCAGAUGUUGUAAGCAUGAGACGUCUAUUUGAGGUAAUACACAAUCUUGUUUUCAACGUGAUUCCACAAUUUAUUUUCCCUUAAUUAAAUUUAUAUUAAAAUUAUUAUGCUAUGAA
Neofelis nebulosa (Clouded leopard) is the source of this 2394-nucleotide messenger RNA. Its product is annotated as killer cell lectin-like receptor subfamily F member 2. The transcript has 3 exons. The coding region runs from base 845 to 1459 and encodes 204 amino acids. NCBI's taxonomy places the organism in Eukaryota, Metazoa, Chordata, Mammalia, Carnivora, Felidae. The record is from RefSeq and is a predicted model, not a curated record.